Messenger RNA from Rhea pennata, 3119 nucleotides. It is a transcript of the gene AGPAT2, whose product is annotated as 1-acylglycerol-3-phosphate O-acyltransferase 2. Gene Ontology annotation, molecular function: 1-acylglycerol-3-phosphate O-acyltransferase activity. Lineage: Eukaryota; Metazoa; Chordata; Aves; Rheiformes; Rheidae. Gene Ontology annotation, biological process: phosphatidic acid biosynthetic process. The record is from RefSeq and is a predicted model, not a curated record. The coding region runs from base 41 to 859 and encodes 272 amino acids. The transcript is spliced from 6 exons. Gene Ontology annotation, cellular component: membrane; endoplasmic reticulum.
GGCGGGCUGGGCCGAGCCGGGCCGGGCCGGGGUGCGCAGCAUGGAGCUGGGCUGGCUGCUGUGGGGCGCGGCGCUGCUGCUGGGGCUCCACGUCCUCAUGGAGCUCAGCCCCGCCGUCAACUUCGCCGUGCGCAUCGGCUUCUACUACCUGCUGUUCGCCGUGGGCUCGGCGCUCACGGCGCCCGUCUGCGUCCUCGUCAACGGUGGCCGCACCGUGAAGAACAUGAGAAUCAUCAAAGCUGUGGUCAAGACUUUCAAGUAUUUCUUUGGCCUGAGGUUUGAGGUGAAGGGAUUGGAGAACUUCAAGGUGGAAGGCCCUGCUAUCAUUGUGUCCAACCACCAGAGCAUCCUCGAUAUGAUGGGGCUGAUGGAGAUCCUGCCCGAUGACUGUGUCCAGGUGGGCAAGAAGGAGCUGAUGUACGCUGGCACUGUGGGGCUCAUCAUCUACCUAGGCGGUGUCAUCUUCAUCAACAGAAAGAGUACCAGCAGUGCCAAGAUGGUGAUGGCUGAAGUGGCCAAGACCAUGGCAGCUGACAAUGUGAAAGUGUGGGUAUACCCGGAGGGCACGAGGAACUGCACUGGAGACUUGCUGCCAUUCAAGAAAGGAGCAUUUCACCUUGCUGUACAGGCACAGGUCCCAGUGAUCCCUGUGGUGUAUUCCUCCUUCACCACCUUCUAUAACCCGAAGAAGAAUCUCUUCACGUCAGGCAAAAUCAAGGUUGAGGUUCUGCCACCAAUUGAGACCAAAGGUCUGACAUCAGAUGACGUCUCAGACCUCACGGACAGAUGCUUUCGUAUCAUGAGAGAGACCCUUUUCAGGCUGUCAGGCCGCCCAGCCGAAGUGAAGGAAUCUUCCUAGAUGCUUCUCCAGUGGUGUCACCAUGUGGUGGUGGCUGAAGGGACCUGUCUGUUGCCAAAUACCAAAGGGACUUCUCUUCCUCUGCAGUGACUUUUAACUCUGGGGACCGCACUGUCUGGCAUGCACGGGGUGCCAAGGCAGCGCUGAGCAUCCCCACUGAGUGGAUUUCUCUUGGGGUUCAUUAUCUUGCAAUGAAAUGUCUCCUUUUUUUCUGAGUUUCUCAGGCAUCGAACUUGUGCUACCAAAGGGCUCAAUGACCAGAGGUGAGUUCCCACAGCUCAGAUAGCUGGGGUAGACCAGGGACAGAAACCUAGCUGACAGCUGGGCUUUGCCUCGUGUGAGCAUGUCCCCAGGCCCAUGUUCUUGCAGGCUCAGUUAGGUGGUGGCCUGGCCUCUAAUAGUCCUAGAUGGAAAACUGCAGGGCAGCAAUUCUGGUCUGCACAGCCCUGACGCUGCUUGCACAGGGCGGAGAAUUGGCUGAAGAUACGAACGUCUUUGACAGUGCUGCUCUCAAGUGGCAUGCCAGCAGGGUGGUGGCAUUCAGGGGCCAGGCCUGAGCUGUGGUUCUGCCAGUGGAACACUUGUUUGCCGGGAGUGUGGUGUCCUUCCCUGGCUGGAUCUAGUGCAUGGCAGAGCUCAAGGGCCAUCUCUAGGGAAGGGCCCAGUGACCUUCCUUCCUUGAGAAACUUCCGUAGGUUACAGCAGUGUCUUGUGCUGGAGUUAUGCACUGUGCAGGCACUCUUAAGUAAAGUCUUUGCCUUUGGAAGAAGGAAUCUAGUGCUGAUAACUUCUUCAGGGUCAGCAGGGCUGGGAAGGGGAGUGUGUGGGGCUGGUUAGCCUUAUAGUGUCUCUUAGGGCUGGAUUUCCUUGUCUGUGCAAGUGCACUGCCAGCUGAGGGGUGCAGUAGCAGAGGGAAGCAGCAGCCUGACCAAGCCAGCACAUGUAGUUUUGGAAGAACUUAGCCAGAUGCUGUCCAGUCUUGCCAGAAACCAUCUUCUGAAUGAAAUACCAGACUUGCAUUUCUGGCAUUCAGAGCCACCAGCUCGAUAAGUCUGGCACAAACGCAGGCACUUGUGCCUCUGCCUGUGGGAGGCACUCUGUGAGUGACACUCAGCAAGUGAGCUGGUCUGUGUUGGGUCUUGGGUGAACCCGUCCUCGCUGCAUGCAAGGACUUGUUCACAGCAUAGUUCAGGGAGAUGUGGUAGCAUGUGUCUGGCUCAGUGCUUCCUCGAUGUUGGUAAACAGUGCUGCAUACCUGCUGCUGGCAUGUUUGGCCUCAUUAGAGUGGGCGCCUUGGUGCCUAUGGUACCUGUUACUUGUGCUGCAAAGGGCUCUGUUGCACUCAUCUUACUGCUUGUUAUGGUCAGCAGUGGCCGAAAGAUGGUGCCUCUCCCAUGCAUCUUUGUGCUGAUGUAGUGGAGCUCCUGGUCUGCACAUCUUAAAAUUCCUGAGGAGCCACAGGCACUGUGGGUUGUAUGGUUUCAGUGAAGGAGCUCAGGUAAGAGUUGCCCUUGACUCAGUUGCCUGUGCUUUGAGGUGACAGGCUAACAAGGGUCCUGGAUGCCUCACUGGGAGCUGCAAAAGUGCUGAUGCCUUCUGCAAAGGAGCAGGGGUAGACCAAGCCCGUGCUUCCAGGCUGUAAUCUCUACCUCUAACUGGGGUGCCUCCCCCUAACCCGGCGAGUGCUCUUGUAGGGAGUGCUACCUUGACAAGCCUUACGUGGGCCUCCAAGGCUGUUUGUCUUUUGCAGCCUGUCUCUGGUUGGCAUUUUGAAGGGAAAUAUGUCCUUGACUGGAAAAGGCGUUGUGUGCCCCAGCAGCUCUUGCAGAACCAGAAGGCCUCAGGGGAGAGAGCCCUCAGGCUGAGCAGGGCUAUAGCUCAGAGCUGUAUAGUCUCAGGGUUCAAACGGGGCAAGGGAUGGGUCUGUGUGCGGCGGGGGGGGGGACUGAAAACAAACCAGCACUUUGAAAAGUAGCAGACAAAUGACUGUAUCGUGGAGGCAAAAACCCAUGAAGGUCCAGAGGGUGCCCCUUGCCUCCUGGCUAUAGGGGGUGGGGGACAUGAGUGACUGGGGAAAGCUGAGUGUUGUGGCCAAAGAUCUGUCCCCUGUGCAACUCCUGUAGCAUCUGUCCCCAGGACGAGGGAGCAGUGCCCCGGGGUGCAGUUGUCUGCUGUUCACUUUUAAUUGGGUUGAUAAAAAUGUAUUUGCUUUUUUUUUUAAGUACACCUUUGGUUAUUUAAAUAAAGGAAACUCCUGGUC